UCUUUUUUUUUUUUUUUUUUUUUUUUUUUUUUUUUUNUUCUUCUUGAGCUGUAGAAAUGGUGGGUAGGGGAAAAACACUAGGAUCUGGUGCGGCGAAGAAGUCGACAUCUCGUAGUAGCAAGGCUGGACUUCAAUUCCCUGUGGGUCGUAUCGCUCGAUUCUUAAAGGCCGGGAAAUACGCCGAGCGUGUUGGUGCCGGAGCUCCGGUCUAUCUCGCCGCCGUUCUUGAAUACCUCGCCGCUGAGGUACUUGAGCUAGCUGGGAACGCAGCGAGAGACAACAAGAAGACACGUAUAGUUCCACGACACAUUCAGUUAGCUGUGAGGAACGACGAGGAACUAAGUAAACUACUUGGAGACGUGACUAUUGCCAACGGAGGAGUUAUGCCUAACAUCCACAAUCUCCUUCUCCCCAAGAAGUCUGGUCCUUCCAAGCCUACCGAGGAAGAUUAGAUAGUUCUAUUACGACGAAAGACAUGUAAUAUCUGGAAAUUGGUUUAUAUCAGUUAAUGCUUAGGACUGUUUAAUUUUCUUCUUUUCAUAUUUGUUGUUGUUAGUUGUUACUCAGCUCAGCAAUGGAAGCUCUGUGGUUUGUACUAGUUGUAAGGAUAAAUUGUUUCACUUUGUGUGAAUAUAUUAAAAAAAUGUGUUCUUAAAA
Molecule: messenger RNA, 657 nt
Organism: Camelina sativa (false flax)
Lineage: Eukaryota; Viridiplantae; Streptophyta; Magnoliopsida; Brassicales; Brassicaceae
Product: putative histone H2A.3
Cellular component (GO): nucleosome
Molecular function (GO): DNA binding; protein heterodimerization activity; structural constituent of chromatin
Source: RefSeq, a predicted model, not a curated record